GCAUAGUAAAAGGCAGAAAUGUCUCUAAGAUCUGGGAAUUUUUUUAGUGAUCUUUUGUGUCAUCAGCACCACUUCAUUGGAACUAAAUUACUAAAACUCUGCGGUACUGCGAUAGACAGAUUUUGAAAAGUAAAAAAAAAACGAUAAUAACAAAAGGAUACGCCAUUACUCUGAAAGCUUUACAGAUAAGCAUUGAAGGUGAUCGCGUUUUCUGUGUAUUGUUUAAAAAGCAACAUUUACGGUUUUUCAUAAUAAAAAAACGAUUGGAGAUACAAGCAACGGAAAAUCGUCUGCUCGAUCAAAUCCCCUGCAUGAUCUCCAUAUUAUUUUCCAUGCCUCGUCGAUUUUUUGGCGGUAUGCAACGCGUAAUGGUGAAAAACGCGGACAGCGUUUUCUACUAUUUUUUCGACUUUCCCGCACCUAGUUAAUCUCGUGAAAAUGAGAAAUUAGCGUAUUGCCGUAAUUUUCAUAUUGUGCGUCUUGUUUUUUUAUCGGGGAUUGCGUGUGAAGUGUUAGAAUGGAUCCUUGCAUUGAAGAUUUGGAGAACAAUGAAAACGUUGCCAAUGACUGCAAUGUCAUCAGAUGGAAGAACGAUGAUGCUAAAGAUAUUUCUACGUCCCAAGAUAUGUUUUCAGAUGAUGAUCAAUUAAGGGACUCGGUUUUACAAUCACCAAAAGUUGUAGCUAAGAAUGACACUUUUAACUCCUCGAUUAUUUCAAUAAAAACUCCGAUACUUUGUUCAAAAGUAACUGAAGUAACUCCUGGAAGGGCAGUAGUUCCAAGAACUCCGGCUGAUCUGCUGCCUUUCAUAACAAAAACAAGUGUGCUGUGGACUAGUGACAUGGAAACCCCAGAUGGUAAAUUGAAUGAUAAGACAGAAAACUGUGAUGUGACUAUAAAUUCUGAAAUUCCAACUAAUAAUACAACACCAAAUCGGCAUCAAGGUACACCAAACUCUAAAGACACAAAACCCGACAAAAUGGAUGUAGUUUCUUCUCCGGUACUCGGCGGAGGCAAAAAAAGGGCUAAGCGAAAAGUAAAGCGUAGAAUACUUAAUAAUGUAGCUUUAGAUUCAGAUAACAAUAAUGAUCAACAAAGUAUCAGUAGCAAUAGUGAUAAGGUUCCCUCUGAAGCUAGCUCUGUGAACAACGAACCAUUUUUUUAUGUCAAACCUGACAUGAAAUUGAACAUAAUUGAAGAAAAUAGCAAACCAAAUAAUGAAGAGUGCAAAGAAAAUAAAAAGUUAGAAGACGCUACUGCCUUUGAUAAAAAUAGCAAUACUUCAACUCAAGACUUUUUCUCUAAUGCAUCAUUCAGUUCCAUAGAUCGCUUAUGUUGUAACAUUAUUCCAGAAGAGAAGCUAAGCUCAAUACCUGAAUCAGAUGAUAAAGAAAACAAAGAUAUAGCUGUUAAACAAGAAAUUGUUGAAAAACAUGUUAAGCCCAAAAUUGGCAAUGAUGUCCUUGCAAGAGUAGCUGAAAUUAAGCGUAACCAAAAACCUCUAAGAAGAUCAAUUGAUAUAAGUCAUACUAUUAUACCAAAAGAAGAAUUUUCUAAAUCUGUUAGGGAACUUGAACUGGCCGAUACAAGAUUUAGUCAAGAAAAACAGAUAACUCCAAAAGUUCAACACAAACCUUUGAGAUUAAUGUCUUUUUCAGAAUUGACAUCUGCCGAAAGUUUAAUAAAUACAAAGAAAGAAAAGUCUCCUGAAAAGGAAAAUCUUGAUGUACCAGCUGAAAUUAUGGAUGAUUGGAAUGUAGACAUAUUUGCAAAUACAAACUUUGGCGAAAAAGGAGAAAUUUUACAGAAUGCUUCAACAUCAUCUACUACGAAGCCAGAAGUUGGCUUCUCUUGUGCCAGUGGGAAAGGAAUUUCCAUUAACGAAAAAAAUCUGCAAAAAGAUAUGAGAAUGUACAAAGAAAUAGAGAAAGAGAUAAGUAGCAACAAUAAUCUUUUGGCUCUAGAAAAAUCAAGUUUAUCAAAACAAACUAUGUAUCAAACAAAGACACUUAUCAACGUACCAGACAAUAAUGAAAUGAAUUUGAAAAUAAAAAAGGAACCUAGUCAUAGCAUUGCAACGUGUAUUACUACUGAAGAUGGAUUUUCUACAGCUAGUGGUAAAAAUAUAACAAUUAGUGAAGACAAAAUACUAGAUUAUGCAAAAAUUUACACCGAGCUAGAAAAAGAAAAUCUAAACGAAAAUAGCUUUUUAGAAUUAAAAGGUAAAAAUACCAUAUCUAAAGUAAAACCAGUUACCAAAAUAGAUACCAAAGUACCAAUAUCAAGUAUUCAGAAAUGCAUGGAAGACAAAAAACUGGACACAUUAAAACUUUAUGAAGAGUUAGAUCUAAAUGAAUUUUUGGAACCAAAAUUUACAUCUUGCAGUGAAGUGCAUAUCAAUGAUGGUUUUGCGACAGCUGGUGGAAAAGGUAUUACAAUCAAUGAACAAAAAGAGCGCUUGUAUUCUAAAAUAUAUAAUGAACUAGAGGAUGUUGAUGAAAAUAGUUUACUCAGUGUUAAGAAAGAUAUUGCUCUAAAACCAAUCACUGUUGAAAAACCUAAAGAUAAAGCAAUAAUCAAAUUUAAUAAUAAGACUAUGAUAAAUAAUACAGAUGCAAGAAUUGAAACAUCAACGAUUUACAACAACCUUACUACGAAAAUAUCAGCAGUUUCAAACACAGAAGUUUCAGGCGAUGGUUUUUCAACUGCUCGUGGUAAGGGAAUCAAAGUCAGUGAGGACAAAGAAAUGAUGUAUGCCAAAAUUUAUAAUGAACUAGGUGAUGCUGAUGAAAAUGAAUUCACUAACAUUAAGCAAAAUAAGACUUUGAAACAAGCUUUUCAGAAACCAAAAGACAAAGCUAUGAUUGUGUUUAAUAACAAGCAAACGAUUUCAACUAAACCUUCUACAGUCAUAAGUAAAAACAAUGUAGUACAACAAAAUUUAGAAGCAUCAAGCGAUGGGUUUUCAACAGCUGGUGGCAAAGGGAUCAAAAUAAACACCGAAAAAGAAGGAUACUAUUCGAAGGUGUUCAACGAAUUAAGUGAAGAUAUUCGUGACGAAAAUUGCUUCUUAAACUUGGAUAAAAAAACUCUACCCAAGGUAGCAGAUAAAGCUAGUGUCAAAGUUACCUUUGUUCCCAAUCAAAAGAAAACUGCACCUAUAACUUUAGUAUCAAAAUCAUCCAUGGGUUAUAACGAUGAUGCUUUUGAGGAUAUUGGCGACCUAGAAAAUCUUGUUCCUGUCAAUCAAACUUCAACGAGUAAAGGAGUUAGUGACAACCGUCAUUUCACUGUUCCAAAUACGUCAAAUGUGAUAAAGGCAAAUCACCAAGCAUCAACUACUGCCCAAAAAUCGCCCUCUAUAAAAAAAGAAAAGGCACAGGCGAACGAAAAUGCUUUCAAACCUGUCGUAUCAGAAUCUUCAGGAAAACCCGUCAGCUUAAAUAAACCUGAAAGCAGUCAUCUAAGUAAAUUAAAGCGAAAAUUGGAAAAUUGCGAGGUAAAGCGGCCUGAAAGAUGUCGAUCCUUCGGCGGAUUUCCAGGUAGCAGCAACGAAGGCGUCUCGUCUACGAAGUUAAACAAAUCCGAUCCAUACAACGACUCCGUUAAUCAACCCCUGCAGCAAGGGCUGUCGGUUAGCCAACACUUUGAUCUUCACUCCGAUUCUUGGCUAUCCAAAGUCGAGCUGAGCUACCUUAACACCAGCAAACCUAAAUCGCCCGAGGUUACUGAACAAACCGUCACGAAGAGUCAGGAAACGUCAACAGCCCUAAGCGAUUGGAAAGCCAGUGCAGAAGAAUCGGAUGAUUUUUCAGGUUUCUCGUAUAAAGAGUGUGCGGAGAGCUUUAAGAUGUUCGCAAGCUUUGAGAAAUUUUUAAAAAGGCACAUUGUCAGAUUUAAAGAGCAAAGAAAGCUGAUCAUAGAAAGCGGUCGCACUAUUAUUAUUACGAACAAGACCACGACGACGCAAACGCUGGACAUCCAUUGCGACUGUGUAGUCGACAUAAAAAGAGGUAUGGUCGAGCCGAGUUACGUUUUGAUCGAUGCGCCGGAAAAGCCUGUAUUCAAAUUACCCAAAAAAAGUCAGGCUAAAGCGAAGGAAGAUGAGCCUAAAGAGCAGAAGAAGGCAGAGAACAAAAUUGUGGAGAAGCGAAAACACUCCGAUACCGAUAGCGAUACUCCAUUGUCGACACUGAAGAAGCCCAGAACUGGAAGUGAGUUGCAAGGUCGCAAACUAUUUUCUGACGACUCGGACGUCGAUGAAGAAGAUCAAGCGGAGCGUAAUGUCGAUAAUUUGAUCCAGACUCUACCGUUAACGCCGCCGCCGCCGCUGCCGGAACUCACCGAGGAAGAAUUAGCUGAAUUGGCCGAAAUGCGGAUGGAUGCAAUUAUGCAACAGGAAAAGAAGAUUCGAAUUAAAAAACGAAUUGAAGUUAAACCAAUUAUAGGAUCUUUGCUGCGCGAAAGACUUGCAAAUAGUAAUAAUAGAAAGAGUUGGACGGAUUAUGUAGGCAGUUCCGUGCCUACGGCUCGUCCUAUCGAACAAAUAAAACAUAACCAUCCCGAUGAAAAAGUAUUGGAAGUUACGGCAUCAAAUGCCACGUGUUACAAAUUUUUGUCAUCUAAUUUUAUUGACAAUAAAAGAGUAGUAAGUUUAGAACUCGAAGAUAAUGCCCGUCUGAUUUUUGAUGAAGACGGUCAUGCUGGCGUUUCCGAGUUCGCAGAUGCUUUUUUGGCUAUGCCAGGUGUAGAUCCAAAACUUAUCCCUACGGGCUGGAUAGAAAAUCAUUAUAAAUGGAUCGUAUGGAAAUUGGCUGCGAUGGAUCGCAUACAUUUUGAAAAGACUGAAUUACCAAAGAUGUUAACGCCAGAACGCGUUAUGAAAGAGCUGAAAUAUCGCUACGACCGAGAAAUCGACAGAGCUCAAAGGUCAGCUUUGAGAAAGAUUUUAGAGAAAGAUGAUGCUCCUACCCGUAGAAUGGUUUUAUGCGUUUCUUCGAUUGAAGAUGGUGACAGUAAGGAGAAAGAUGCCAAAAUAAUGCUAGGUUUGUUGCGCUACAAUAUUGAAGUCACUGACGGGUGGUACAGCAUUCCGCUUACCAUAGAUAAUGCGAUGGCAAAUUAUGUUCUAACUGGUAAAAUCAAGGAAGGCACAAAACUCAUGACGUAUGGUGCCAUAUUGCUUGAAUGCGAGAGAGGCUGCUUUCCCUUGGAUAAACCAGCUAACACGAGUUUAAAAAUAUUUACGAACUGCACGAGAAGGGCGAGGUGGGACGUUAAAUUAGGAUACCAAAAAAGUCAAGGUCCAAUACCCGUGAAAUUAAGGAAUAUUGUUAUGGGUGGAGGGAUGGUAGGCGAAAUAACGGCCGUCGCUGCGAGAGUUUAUCCACUAUUGUAUAGAGAGAAAACUCCGGAUGGCCAAUCAAUAUAUCGAAACGCGCGUAGCGAAGAAAAAGCGGCGAUAGCUUACGAGCGUGCCCUUGAAAAGCAGGUAGAUGCCAUGUAUGCACAAGCUGAGAAAAAAUUCGAUUCGAAAAAGAAAUCAGACUUCGAGGAUGAACUGGAAAAUUCUCAAACUGAGUCGACAUCUCAAGCGCUAGCGCGAGGACAGAGAAGCUGGGAGCGCAAACAAGAGGAGCUUAAACAGCGACUAGAGACGGAAGUGCGCCAGGGUCUACCGCCGCCUAGAAAAGUGACUCCGGUACAGAAAGUCCGACUUGUAGACGACAUCACUACGGUCAUACUGACGAUUUGGGGUGCCGAUGAGGAUUCGGCAUAUGACAUAAAGGAAGGCAAUACCAUUACGGUAUAUAAUUGUUACGCAAUGGGAACGAGAAACGGCGAGCUGAAUCUCACGGCGAACAGGAUUACGCAUAUCAAGUCGGAACCACUGUUAAAGCUACCUUAUCCGAUGCGAUUCUGCACUCUGAUUCCAGACAUUACGGCUAUGAGCUUCGAUCCUAAGUUCUGCGAGUUCGACACCGUGGGUGUCGUCGUGUCGACAGGCCCUGCUCCUCACGGAAUGAAAAGUUUUGAAGUUGUCAACAUGGCUUAUCCAAAACCAAACAAUGCAGGAUCGUCGUAUCUAUCGAUACUCUUCUGGAACGGUGUAUCGUCUUUUGGUUACCAAUCGAUUUUUUCUGUUGGUGCUCUUAUCGCUUGCACUAAUCUGGAGUGGAGGCGAAACACUUCAUGGAACGUUGCCGUGGCUUACUGUUCAGAGAGAACCGUUUUUACAUGCAAUCCAAGGCCGCAGUACCUUAACAGUGGCCUUCGUAAUCUUAGAGCGUUAAUUCAGAACCCAGUAGCAUACGCGGAAAGCUGCGUUGAAGAAAUAACUAACGAGUUGUCUAAGAAACCUCCUUCGCGGUCAAAUCAGGGUACGCCAACAAGUUGGCCAGACAGAUCCCACAACUCUUCGUCAUUCAUCAGUCCGAUGGACAGCCAUACUCCAGGCCAUGCAAGUAUACAAAAACGCCUGGAGAAGCUUUCGCGUUAUGGAAGUUCCGCAGAUAUCUCACCCAUCGUAUUAAAUAAUAGCUCCGUCAAAGUGAAAAGAGAUUACAGGCCGGUGACGCGCAAGAAAACGUGAUGUGCUUGAUGCGUCGAGAGAUUAUUGUAAAAUGAUCGUUAUUUUGUUUUUAUUAAAUAAGCAAUCGCGUACUUUAGUUUAUUGUUACGUGGUGUUAUUAAUAUCAAAGUCUAAAUUCGCAGAUGUUUCAGCUUUUUUUCAGUAUUGUAUAAUGUAGUGUCGCUAAAAAUAGUUUAUAAAGCUUAAUAGAAAAAAAAAUGUAAAUAAAACUAAAUGUCAACGUUUCCAAAAAUCAAUGUUAAUACUUUUGUAAUAUGCUACGCUUUUUAGGAUACGCUUAAAAACAAAGGAGUUUUCCUGCUGAGAGCCAUUACAAGUCGGAACUGCUCCCGACCGGGAAAACAGUUUUCCUGAUAAGGUAUCGCGACGUAUCAGAAAAGGGACAGAUACGGGCGGCUGCAGUGCGAAAACACGAAAAUUUGAUACGAAGGUCGUUUUGUUUCUUGUACGUUACUGUAUUAUCUUACGUGAAAUAGUUUAUCGGCUUCUAACAGAGCAAGAUAAAGUUAUGUAUUUUUGUUUUACUAUUAUACUUCGAGGGUGAAUAAAAUCGCUAAGUAUAAUGUACAUUAAAA
Nasonia vitripennis (jewel wasp) is the source of this 7167-nucleotide messenger RNA. RefSeq lists its product as uncharacterized. The transcript is spliced from 16 exons. The record is from RefSeq and is a predicted model, not a curated record. NCBI's taxonomy places the organism in Eukaryota, Metazoa, Arthropoda, Insecta, Hymenoptera, Pteromalidae. The coding region runs from base 518 to 6592 and encodes 2024 amino acids. Gene Ontology annotation, biological process: double-strand break repair via homologous recombination; regulation of DNA-templated transcription. Gene Ontology annotation, cellular component: nucleus.